Molecule: messenger RNA, 1744 nt
Organism: Scatophagus argus
Lineage: Eukaryota; Metazoa; Chordata; Actinopteri; Scatophagidae
Gene: as3mt
Product: arsenite methyltransferase
Exons: 11
Coding region: 110-1246 (378 amino acids)
Biological process (GO): toxin metabolic process; arsonoacetate metabolic process
Cellular component (GO): cytosol
Molecular function (GO): arsenite methyltransferase activity
Source: RefSeq, a predicted model, not a curated record
CUGUUGAGCCGGAAGUCCACUGUACACACCGUCGUGCUGUUUUUGUUCAGAGACUGCAGAAGCUUUCGCUCUUCAGAUAGUGGACAUCUGGACUGUAACACCUGAGACAAUGGCUGAAGAGAAGAGUGCCUGUGCCAAAGGCUUCCACGAGACCGCCAUUCACGUGGAUGUCAAGGAAUAUUAUGGCAAUGUGCUGAAGAAGUCCUCAGACCUGAAUACCAAUGCCUGUGUGACUCCAGCCAAGCCCUACCCUGCCUUCAUCCGCCAGGCUCUGAAGAAAGUGCACCCUGAAGUCAGUGCCAGGUACUAUGGCUGUGGCCUGGUGGUACCUGAGAGCUUGGAGGGCUGCAGGAUACUGGACCUGGGCAGUGGAAGUGGCAGAGACUGCUAUAUGCUGAGUCAGCUGGUGGGCGAGAAGGGUCAUGUCACUGGCAUUGACAUGACUGAGGACCAGCUUGAAGUGGCCAGGCAACAUGUGAACUAUCACAUGAAAGAGUUUGGCUACAAAAAGCCCAAUGUCAAUUUUGUCCAGGGUUUCAUUGAGACCCUAACAGAAGCAGGUCUGGAAAAGAACUCAUUUGAUAUAAUCAUUUCCAACUGUGUGGUGAAUCUCUCUCCAGACAAGAAGCAAGUACUGGCUGAAGCCUAUGGUGUGCUCAAGGAUGGUGGUGAGCUGUACUUCAGUGACGUCUACAGCAGUGCAAGACUAACAGAGGAAAUUAAAAAUCAUAAAGUCCUGUGGGGUGAGUGUCUUGGCGGAGCACUCUGGUGGAAGGAUCUGGUGCACUUGGCUGAAGAAGUGGGUUUCACCACACCACGACUGGUUACAGCCACGAUCAUCACUGUUGACAACAAAGAACUGCAGGAUGUUCUGGGUGACUUCAAGUUUGUCUCUGCCACUUACCGCCUGUUCAAGGUGCCUAAAGGCAACACUAAGCCCUGUCGGGUCAUGUAUAAUGGGGGCAUUACUGGAGUAGAGGACAGCUUCCAGUUUGACUGUCACUACACAUUCAAGGCCAAUGAAGCGAUGGAGGUUGAUGGAGAGGUGGCCGCCAUCCUGACUCAUUCCAGAUUUUCAGAAGACUUCACCUUUCAGCAACCAGGAGGCCCAUGUGAACCCUGUGGAGUCAAACCGAAGGCAGGCGUUGUGGAUCCUAUUGAGCUAGCCCUUCAGCUGGAGAAACAAGGUCCAGGUUCAACCACUGGGGGAUGCUGCAGCACACAGUCUGCUUCCUGCUGCAAAUAAUGAUGAAAGCACUGCAAAAUGCAGAUCCAGCAUCACACUGUGUAUGCAUAUUCAAAUUUGCUUACUUGAUUGUGCCUUAUGCUGUGUUAUUAUUUGUCUCUUUUUAAUGUUUUAGAUGAGAUUUCCUGCAAAUCAAUCCUUAAUUCCACAUUGUACAACAACAUUUGCCGUGUUGAUGUUAUUGCCCACAUUUAUUUCAUUCAGUCAGUUCUUGCAAGGCUAUUUGCCAUUUGUCCAGUUCCAGAUUUCAUACCCCUGCCACUCACACCUUCAUCAGAUCUUUUCCCUCCUUUGUCUUAACAAAGGGUACUACUUUUGUUUUAGUUCCUCUGAGUUUAUUGUUUUCUUUGACAGUUAACUUGUUGAACUCGUUGAGAGUUUUUGCACCAGUGAGUUUUGAAUAGUAUUAAUCAGUAACAUUAUCAUAACAAGUAUCAUUAUGUUAGUGGUCAUGUGUUAUUUCUGCCAUAGAUCAAUAAAUACUGGCAUUUAAAUCAA